UCUCCAAAACUUCUUUGUGUUGCCUGCUUUGCAGAUUGUCUUCCUUGUCUCUGUGGUUGCUCAUUAUUCAGAGACAGACGGAUCUCAGGUCAUCUGCAGCUGCAGCACAAGAGAAGCAGGAAAGAUGGCGAUCAUCCACUAGACCGGGCACACGCAUGAGACACGGAACAACUUUUAAGAAGGUCGUUUUUCUGGACGAACCCUCCAUCCCAGGAGUCCUCAGUGAUGGAGGUGCUACAGUGCGAUGGCUGUGAUUUCCGAGCUGAGUCAUACGAUGAACUCAAGACACAUAUCCAGGAUGUCCACACAGCCUUCCUGAAACCCACUGAAGUUGUUGAUGGUACACAGGAUUUGUCAAGGUCUGCAUCUCUGAACUCCCUCAGUCAUGCAGAAGAUGAGGAAGAGGACUUCUCUACUGAGACUGAUGAUGCAGGCCUGCACUCCAUGGACACAGACGUGGGCCAGUUUUCCAAUUCAAAAUCAACGCUAUGCAGUCAGGCAGAAAAUUCCCCAAGUAAAUCGUCCAACCCAUUUUUCCAGUGCAAGUUUUGUGUCCGCUACUUCAGAUCUGAAUCCCUCCUAAUUGAACACACCAGAAAAAAUCAUGGAACAGUUGGAGCUGCCUCAGAGACCACAGGAAACUCACAGACUGUCAAGCAGACAAACUAUAACGUACACAUGCAUGAAGUCUUUGGGAAAAUCUUUUCUUGCCAGUAUUGUACAUUCAAGUUUACUAGUAGGACCAGACUGAAUAAGCAUCAAAAGAAGUAUCAUGAAGAUGUUUUGUUGGAUUCUCCAGGGUCCCCUGCUGAAGAGGAAGCUGACACUGAAGCUGUUACAAUGGAGUCAGAAUCUGAGGACUUUGAUGAGGAAGCACCACAGGAUGAUGCAAUGCGCAGAAUCUUAGACUCAAUGUAUAAAUGUAUCUCUAAAUCCAGUGGAAACUUAACAUGUGAGUGGUGCGAUUAUCAGACCCAUAGGCAAGAGCUGUGGUAUGACCACAUGACAAAAAAACAUUGUAAUAUGCUAAAGAUUAUGUCAUCACUUCAGGAGGAUAGUGGAUCUUCCAAAUCAGGAUCUUCAUCUCCAAGACAUACUCCGACAUCUAACCUGAAGGCAAAUAAUUUAAAUGGCAAUAAAGAUUCAGCAUUAAAGAAAGCCUCUGGAAAUGCAGUUGUGAAAACCCCCCCAGGGAUAUCACCUUUUCAGUAUUCACAAAUUUCAGCAAAAGUUCCCAACAGUACAGGCUCUUCCAUUUUAUCAGAAAGGUCAACCUUCGUCAUGUCUGAUAUGUCAAAUUCUGCCAUAGACUUAGAUACCAGUCUGCUCAACGAUUCCAGAAGCAGCUCAGAAGAUGAACUCGGUGACAUGGAUGAUCCCAAUUACAGAGACCCCUUGUCAGCUGAGGAUUCCACUAAGCUGCUUCUGUCAGAGGAGGAUAAUAAAAUGCUUGAAACAAAAGGGAUCCCUUUCAGACGGCACUUGAACAGGUUUCAGUGUCCUUUCUGUUCCUUUCUCACAAUGCAUCGACGGAGUAUUUCUCGUCAUAUAGAGAACAUACACCUGUCUGGCAAAGCAACAGUGUACAAAUGUGAUGACUGCGCGUUCAUAUGCACCAGUCCACUCAAGUUGGAAAGUCACAAGCAAAAUCAUAUUGGUUCGUCUUCAGACUGGGAUACUAUGGACUUAACAUGUGAAAGCCCAGAGGAUGAAAAUGAGUCAAUAGAUCCCUUGAAUGGGGAAAGUGCAGGCUCAAAGAUCAAUGGCAAGAAAUCAAAUCCUGGAAAUGAGGUCAAUGAGAAAAAUCUUCAUCACUGUUCUCUCUGCACCUUCUCUACCAUGACACUGAAAGGGCUGAGAGUGCAUCAGCAACAUAAGCAUUCUUACUGUGACAAUAUAGCAGAUAGCACAGAGGGUUCAAUGAAUGAACAGCAAGACACAGACUCCGAAACAAAUAGCUCAGCAAAUUUUGUACAAAAAACGCAAACAUCAAUCUGGGGAAACGCCUCAAAAAAACACCUUGUUGGUAAAACUGCAAGGAAGUCUAUUAAUGAUCAACCUUUAGACCUGUCCCCUGUUAAGAAACGUACAAGAAUUGAUGAAAUUGCCAACAAUCUCCAAAGCAAGAUUAGUCAGACCCAACAACAGGAGGAUAUGGUUAUCAAUUUGGAGGACCUUGGUGAUGAAGAAGAUGAAGAGAAACAAAGUGAUUUUCACAUGGAUAAGGAGACAGAUGUUCACAAUCACAGCUACAUGUAUAAUGCAAACAAUUUGUAUCACAGCGAAUCAAAAGGGGUGAAAGAAGAGCGUAGAUCAGGGAGAGAAUCAGGAGAGGUGAAAGAAGAGCGCAGGUCAGGGAAAAGAAAACGAAACCUUCAGGCAAAAGUUUCUGUGAGAAACAUUCCUGUUCAAGUAGCUGUGUCUGAAGAUGAGGACAAUGAAAAUAAUUUCAGUGCCUCUGUUGAGAAAAAUCUUCAAAUUCAAAAUAGUCAAGAUGGUCAGAAUACUUUCCAAGAGACUGUUGAGUACUCGGAAGAACCUGGGAACCUUUUCUAUUGUAAACACUGUGAUUACCAAAACAAGUCUGCGCGUAGUGUCAGUACGCAUUACCAGAGAAUGCAUCCCUACAUUAAAUUUAGUUUUAGGUACAUCCUUGACCCAGAGGAUCAGAGUGCUGUCUUCCGUUGCCUGGAGUGUUACAUUGAAUACACCAACUUUAAUGAUCUGAACCAGCACUAUAUGGAACAUCAUCCAGGGGCCAGUAAUGUUCUGAACUUAAACCAACCCAAUCUUAUCUAUAUGUGUCGCUUUUGUUCAUACACCAGUCCUAAUGUGCGUAGCUUGAUGCCCCACUACCAAAGAAUGCAUCCCACAGUGAAAAUUAACAACGCCAUGAUUUUCUCCAGUUACAUGGUUGAUCAGCCUCAGAAAAGUGCUGAGUCUCAAACACUAAGGGAGAUCUUAAAUUCAGGACCCAAGAGCUUCACAUCCUCAACACCAGCGUCACGGUCCUCAUCAAGCCCUUCCCUCAAAACCAUCUCUAAAGUAUCAGAGUCUACAUCAGAUGCUGAGACCCUCAAAGAAACCAUAGGAGGAAAUGUUGUUGUCUACGAUUGUGAUAUGUGUUCGUUUGCCAGUCCCAACAUGCACUCAGUCCUGGUGCACUACCAGAAGAAGCAUCCAGAACAAAAGGCCUCCUAUUUCCGUAUUCAGAAAACCAUGAGAGUGAUCUCAGUUGAUAGGAAUCAGGCACCUAGUAACUCUUACAACCUUCCCAACACCCCAAAAUCAGCUAACAUGAUGCCAUUAGGCUUAGAUGAUGAAGUUUACUAUUGCAAACACUGUGUAUAUAGCAACCGUUCUGUGGUUGGUGUACUUGUCCAUUAUCAGAAGAGGCAUCCAGAAAUAAAAGUAACAGCAAAAUACAUUAAACAUGCACCUCCAACUCCUGGUCUCAUGAAGCUAAUGGAUGAGUUACAGAUUGCUCCCCCAAAGCAGUUCUUCAAACCAUCUAGCAACAACGGGACAGAUGCUUCAUCAACCAAAGGAGGCACUGAGAAAGGCGAGGCAGAGAUGCUGUUUUUUUGCCAACACUGCGACUAUGGAAAUCGGACAGUCAAAGGGGUACUUAUUCACUACCAAAAGAAGCACAAAGACGUGAAAGCUAAUGCAGACUUGGUGCGCAGGCACACAGCUGUGGUACGCAGCCAGAGGGAGCGUGCCCAGCUGAACCAAACGGCUGCUCCAGCAGGAGCUACCACAGUCUCUACAUCUGACAAGGACGCAUCACAAAAGUUGAGAUCAUUGAAGUGUAGGCAUUGUUCUUAUACAUCUCCAUAUGUGUAUGCUCUACGGAAACACUUAAAAAAAGAUCAUCCUACUGUCAAAGCAACAGCCAUUACCAUCCUCAAUUGGGGUUAUCAGGAUGGUGUCCUUGAGGCUGGAUAUCACUGUGAAUGGUGCAUCUACUCCCAUGUUGAACCAAGUGGGCUGCUAAUGCAUUACCAAAGACGACACCCUGAGCAUAAUGUGGACUACACCUAUAUGGCUAGCAAACUGUGGGCUGGUCCUGAUGCUUGUGCCUCCCAACAAGGGGGAAACUCGGAAACAAAGCACUAUCCAUGCAGGGAUUGUGCAUAUGAGGCAAGUUCUAUCUGGGACAUAACCAACCAUUACCAAACUGUGCAUCCCUGGGCAAUCAAAGUAGACGAGUCUGUGCUGCUGGACAUUAUCAAAGGUAAUCGAACACAAGAAAAGAUGCACUCAACUCAGUCAAAAGGACACAAUCCUGGCAUGUCAAAUCCAUUCGACUGUUACCAGGCAGAUCAUGAAGAAGGCACAAUGGAUGUGUCCAGACCAUCUCAAGAGAGACAGUCCCACCUGUCUUUCACAACUACAUCCAUUUCAAACAACCCAUAUCAAUGCACUGUAUGUCUGUCUGAAUACAACAGUCUUCAUGGACUUUUGACACACUAUGGCAAGAAACACCCAGGUAUGAAAGUGAAAGCUGCUGACUUUGCUCAUGAAUCUGACAUCAAUCCCAGCUCAGUGUACAAGUGCAGACACUGUCCGUAUGUGAACUCUCGAAUCCAUGGUGUUCUUACCCAUUACCAAAAGAGACAUCCUCUGGUUAAGGUCACUGCAGAAGAUUUUGCUGAUGACAUAGAGCAAGUAAAGGAUUUAGGAGUCGAAGGUGAGGAAAAGUGCAAAACGCAGAGGCAAGGUUAUGGUGCCUACAGGUGCAAAAUGUGUCCUUAUACCCAUGGCACGCUAGAGAAACUGAAAAUACACUAUGAAAAGUAUCACAACCAACCGGCCUCAGACAUGUUCAACCCUGCUGUGACUCAGUUUUCUACCAACAGAGAAGAACAAGUAGCAGAAUGCAGUGCUACAAAUGUCACAGAUGCCCAAGAUGUAUGUGACUUUGAUCUGAGCCUCUCUCAAUUUGAGAAGGGAGAGAAGCAUGCUGUUUUCAGGUGUCAGCUUUGCAAAUACUUCUGCUCUACAAGAAAGGGUAUAGCUCGGCACUACCGUAUAAAGCACAACAAUGUCAGGGCCCAGCCUGAAGGAAAGAACAAUGUUUUCAAGUGUGCCCUCUGCUCAUACACCAAUCCCAUCCGCAAAGGUUUAGCAGCGCAUUACCAGAAACGUCAUGAUAUCGAUGCAUAUUACACACACUGUCUGGCAGCAUCCAAGGCCUUGACUGAGAAGCCCAACAAGGUGGUGGUACCCUUGACUUCUGAAGCUGAUGGGGAUGGAAUGAGUGAAGAACUGAAACUUGCUGUGGAGCAAAGAAAGUGUUCCCUUUGUUCAUUUCAGGCAUUCAGUAGGAAAAGUAUUGUCUCACACUACAUCAAGCGCCAUCCUGGCGUCUUCCCCAAGAGACAACACUCAAGCAAACUGGGACGAUAUUUCACCAUUAUCUACCCAAAAGAAAUGGACAAAUCCUCUGCUGUGGAGGAGAAUGAGUCUGUUGAGGUCAAACCAGAGGCAGAGCAGGAAAGGGACCUUGAGUGGUUGCCUUUCAAAUGUUUGAAAUGCCACAAGUUAUGCUUCAGCUCAGCCGAUCUGCUUUGCAUGCACUACAAUGACUACCACAGCAGGGACCUCAGGCGUGAUUUCAUCACAGUUGCAAACCCUGAGCAUGGGAACUCCGAAUUCUAUCAGUGUGCCCACUGUGAGCUCAAGUUCUUGGCCCUUACUGACCUCACAAACCAUCUGAUGGAUCACAAUGAGGAAACUCAGAAGCGAGCAAUGAGACAAGAAAGAAGGAAGCAGCUCCAGAACAAACAGAGGGUCAAUGAGCAAAUGGAAACGAAGCAAGAAAAGCUGGAUGCAACUACUGAUAAAACCCCAAUAGGCUAUCGGUGCAAUUUCUGUGUGGAGGUCCACCCCACCCUCAGAGCCAUCUGCAACCACCUGCGAAAACAUGUGCAGUAUGGUGAGGCCAAAGAAGGCCAGUUGAAGCAGGAUAUCACAGAAGUGUCGUUUCCUGGUGCAGAGGAUGCCGUUCCCAAUGGCAACACAGAGGACUCGUUGCCCAUUGAAGAUGCCGUGUCUUCAGAGAUGGACUUAUCUGUGGCUGAUAUGGCCUCCACUGGAGAUGUCCCCAUAGAAAGGGGGGAGAAGCCUGUGGUUGUGAAUGCACCUGUGUCUGUCCAGGAAAAGGACAGACGGACAGGCGGUCACCCCUGUGCCCAGUGCGACCGUGUCUUCAUGUCCAUGCAGGGUCUCCGGUCUCACGAGAGAAGUCACUCAGCCAUGGCGCUCUUCUCUCGUGAGGACAAGUACAGCUGCCAGUACUGCCAAUUUGUUUCUCCCUUUAGACACAAUUUGGAUCGUCAUAUCCAGUCUCAUCAUGGUCAUCACAAGCCUUUCCGGUGUAAACUCUGUCCCUUUAAGUCUGCCUAUCUAAGCCGACUGAAGAGUCAUCUGCUCAAGUCGCAUGCAGGUGAGAACCCUUACAAGUGCUUAUCAUGCUCCUUCUCCACCAUAACCAUCAGCCAGUUGAAGGAGCACUCUCUGAGGGUCCAUGGAGAGAUGCUUACACUCCCCAAACUUCGGGCAGGGGCAGCAUUGCGGUCCCCACGGACAACCUUGAGCACUGAUCCCAUGACCUUGACACAGGAAGGGGAAGAACCAGGCUACUUGGAGCCUGCUGACGUUCAGCAGCAACUCAGCCAUUACCAGCUUGCCUCACGGAACCAGACCUCCUGUAGCCCCCCUGCAGCCUCUGGUGCUGUACCAGAGUCCCGUCCAGACAGCGUCCUCACCUGUGAGUUCUGCGAGUUCAGCUCUGGCUACAUGCAGAGUCUACGUAGGCACUACCGUGAUCGCCAUGGGGGAAAGAAGCUCUUCAAGUGCAAGGACUGCUCUUUCUUCACCUGCUACAAAUCAACCUUCACCAUUCAUGUGGAGGCUGGACAUACCAGUGCCCCUGAAGAGGGCCCAAAAGAUUUACGGUGCCCGUUCUGCCUCUACCACACCAAAUACAAAAGCAAUAUGAUAGACCAUGUUGUCCUGCACAGAGAAGAACGUGUUGUACCACUAGAGGUGUCACGCUCCAAGCUCUCACGCCACCUGCAGGGUGUUGUGUUCCGCUGCCACAAAUGCACCUUCAGCUGCUCUAGUGAUGAAAGCCUCCAGCUGCAUAUCCAUAAGCAUGAUGAGAUAAAGCCCUACCAGUGCCAGCUCUGCUACUACGACAGCAAGUACAAGCAGGCUCUGGAGAACCACCUGCGGGAUGAGCACAAGGUGAUACGAAACUUUGAGAUUAUGGGACGGGUCAGUCUGGACCAGCUGGAGGCUCUGAAGGACAAGAUGAACAGCCUUAGCAGUGGCGAGGAAGAGGAACUGGUUGAAGGACAGGAAGAGGAGGGUGCAAAGGAGGAGGAGGAAAAUGAAGAAAUGGUCCAAGAAGAUGAGUCUGAAAGGCCUGAGGCUAAAGGUAGCGAUUCUUCAGAGACUCCCAGCUCCCCAAGUUGUGGGAGCAUUUCCACUGGCAAGGAAAAACGCUUUCCCUGUGAGUUCUGUGGCCGUUCUUUCACCAAUAGCUCAGAGUGGGAACGGCAUGUACUUCGGCAUGGCAUGUCCGUUAAGAACAGUUCAGAUGCCGGCCUUGUCCCAGCAAUAGGAACAACAGCUCAGCAUCUUAUUGGCUCUGCUGUCUGGAUGGAUAGAGGUGGCAGCCAACCCAGUAGUCCAAUCAUUUUGGAGACCGAAUAUCCAUCAGAUCUAUCAAAGAGUAUCAAUUUGAAUGAAGAGAACAAAGAAAUGCUUGACCAAAAAUGAGCUGGACGAUACCAUAUUGCUGUGAAGAAUUUGGAUUCAACUGAAUGGGCUGCUUCAUUUACCCGUAAAUUGUCGAAAAAAGGCUCAAUUAACCAUUAUGUAAACCAUUGUUAAAAUUGUAAGUGUUGCACAUUAAGUUGUAAUCCAUCCAUUGUUUAAAGUUAAACCCAUGAUAUUGAAUAACUUGGUCCCAUUGGACAUAUCCUAAUAUAUUGGUAACCAAUAGCUAAUAGAACUGUGAAGUCAUCAUUUGGGUCAAAUCAGCUUCCUGAUGGUAGUUCUUUGGAUGACUAAAGAGAGAGAAUGUAAUAGACAGUGUACAAAAUGAGGAUAGUAAAAGCAGAGUCCGCUCCAAACAUUUGGUAUUUAGCCGGACUGGCCUUUGGUAUUUUAAAUUUAGUGAUGGGGCCUCUAGUUGUGGCGCUUCUGUUUUGUCAUCCUCUGAAGUGCCCCCUGAUCUCUUCAUUCUCUAGUAGUUUGGCACAUAAAGGUGCAGUCCUCGAUUCUAAUUCCAUCACAUUUUCUUAAAUUCAGUGAAUUGCUCCUCACUGUCCUUAAAAGGAAACUCAGGUGUUUGCACAUAGUCCUGGCUCUGUAAAUGGGGAAACGACCAGGUUCAGACAGAGCCAUAAACCAUCCAGCCAAUCAACACGUGCUUCAGGAGCAUGGAAAGAGAGGGAUGUACUUUGAUUGACUGAGCUCAAAUAUCUGCAGCCUUUUGCAAAACCAAAACCCGAAUCGUGGGCUGCAUCUUUACUCCAAGUAGAAAGGCCUCUGUGAUUUGACCUGAAUAUUUUUUUGUUAUUUGUAUGUUUGUUUUAUUAGACCCAUUUUUAAUCCAUAUAUAUUCCUUUAGGAAUAUUGAUGUGUUAUUUAUCUUAAUGUCAAAGAAGUUUAAUUUUUGAUAGAUCUUAAGAUAUUGACACUGGCCCUAAAAUUGUGUAGCAAAUUGCUACUGCUAUUUGUGAUAUGUUUCACUUGCCUCCACAGGCAUUCCCUGCACUUCCUAACGCUUACUGCUUUUAACAACGUCUGACCAACUCCAGGAUGGCAGUGAUUCAUGCUUUCCUUUAGUAUGUGAGAAAAACAUGCUGGCACAUAUUUCCACUUCUUAUACAUAGUAUGCACAUUAUACAUAUGCAGUAUAUGUAUAUUGUGUAUAAAGUAUACAGAAUAUAUUCCAUUUUUAUUUGGUGUCUGUCAGAAGCUUUUAAUGAAUUGGGUUCAAGUGCAAAUCUAUCUCUGGAUGACUCCAUAUAUAGUUAAGUAGAUAUCAACAAUGUAGCUAUGUAUCUCAGGUAGUACUUUCACUACGCACACAUUUUCAAUACUGAAGUAUCCUCUGAUCUAGGAAGUCACAGUAUGUUGGUCUGUGCAUCAACACAAACAGCAACAACUAUGUGGAAGUGGAUAUGUUUCAAUAAAAUAUGCUGUCAGAAAGCCCCACUUAAUGUGGGAAAUUUCUCUGCACAGGGGAAAUGUGUCUGCACAGAAGCUGUUCAUUUGCAUUUUAAAAUGCAUAUGAACAACUUAGAAAAUAUGUGCAGUCAUACAUUUAAGUACAUAGAUUUUUUUUUUUUUUUUAAAUCGUUGUGUGCUAUGGAAAGCAAAAUAACAUGUGCCAUCCUGUUGUGAUGACAUGGAAGCCUGGUGUGCCAUCAGUUUAUUAUGGGGAAACAUAAAAGCAGAGAUUGUAUGUAUUGGAAGUUGCUGCUCUAAUACCCCAAAGCCUUAUUAGAUUCUCAAAUAAAAUGUUGUAGCUCGGUGAAUAUGCCAACCAACAACAAAGUUAUCUCAACAUACACAAAAAAAACAUUCAAUAAUUGAACUAAUACUUUUAUGUCCAGAACAACAAUUUUUAUUUUCUUUUUUAAGACAAAAGCAAGAGAAAACUCUCGUUGGUACCAAAACUGCCAGCCUUAUUAAUUUGCUGGCUGUCUUUGAGAUUGUCUUUCCUGAGCAAUGAACCAUUGUUGCAAGGAGGGAGAGCCCAAGUGCCAUGUGGUGCAUUCUGGGAUCUCUGCAUGCCGAAUGCAGCUAUGUAUAGAACUACUUGUCAAGUGUUUGAAACUGUGGUGUUUCAGAAAGGACUCUUACCUUUUACCCUUUUAAAUGUUAUCAUAUGAAACAACCUAAAAAGGUAACUUUUUGGAGUUUUUCCAAUCUCAAUCAAAUGUUAAAAGCUGUUGUUAAAAUGUCUGGUUAACAAAUAUCUCUUUUUUUUGUACCUUUAAAUUCCGGGAGUUGUUUUGGUGACCUGCCUUUUCAUUUAUCCCUCUCUUCCUUUAUAAGGACUAGCAUAGCUUUUUAAUAUAUAUAUAUAUAUAAAUAUAUAUAUAUAUCAUUUUAGGAAAAAAAAAACAUUGGAGAAUAAGCUUUUGAGUGACUGCUAUAAGCUGUCAGUCUCAUUCAUAACACACUGGAUAUGUGUAAAUAUUUUAGUUUUUGUCUUUCCAUCUCUUCUGACUGUUGAAGUUCAUCAUAGACUUAGGUCCUACAUCUUGCCUUUCUCCUGUGAAAAUUUGGUCCCAGAUGGUGGGUUGUCAUGUUGCCUAGAAUGAAUGUUUACAAUUUUAUUCCAUUUAUUUCUGGAUGAUGUAAAUAUUGUAAUUCAUUGUCUUUUUUUAACUUGUUAAUAAAGUUAUCAGAUAAUGUUAC
Molecule: messenger RNA, 10449 nt
Organism: Sardina pilchardus (European sardine)
Lineage: Eukaryota; Metazoa; Chordata; Actinopteri; Clupeiformes; Clupeidae
Gene: znf462
Product: zinc finger protein 462
Exons: 13
Coding region: 226-7791 (2521 amino acids)
Biological process (GO): positive regulation of transcription by RNA polymerase II
Cellular component (GO): nucleus
Source: RefSeq, a predicted model, not a curated record